This is a messenger RNA of Arxiozyma heterogenica, 2202 nucleotides long. RefSeq names its product E3 ubiquitin-protein ligase BRE1 (gene BRE1). Bases 1 to 2202 code for a protein of 733 amino acids. Gene Ontology annotation, cellular component: nucleus; HULC complex. Gene Ontology annotation, molecular function: ubiquitin protein ligase activity. Lineage: Eukaryota; Fungi; Ascomycota; Saccharomycetes; Saccharomycetales; Saccharomycetaceae. The transcript has a single exon. The record is from RefSeq and is a predicted model, not a curated record.
AUGUCUGAACCAGUUCAAAAGAGACCUAGAUUAGAUGAAAAUUCAAAAUCUGUUCCUUUCCUAAGUGAUCCAAAUGAACCUUUAAAACAAAGGGAUGUCAUCUAUUUCCAAAAGGAAGCGUUAUUCAGAUGCCUUAACGAAAGAAGAAGUCAGGUUAAUGUUAUUCAAAAUAAGUUUGAUUCUUUAAAGGCAGAUUACUCUGAAGUCACUAAAACUUUAUCUAAUAUUAUUGCCGUGAUUGUCACAUUAGCUAAGUUUUUAGAAUCUAGUAUUGUCAGUAAUGACGAGGGCGCUGCUAAUCCUGAUGAUUUUUCGAUUUUAAAGAAAAUUUCAAGUGGUGAUGAAGAUACUAUUAUAGAAUUAAAUGAUUCUUUUAUGAAAAUUUUAAUGAAAUAUUUAGAUCAAGAUAAGAAGGAUUCAAUUGAUUUGCAGAAACUAUCUAAUGAUAUUAAAGUUUUACAAAGUGAUAAGAAAUCAUUGAUUAUUCAAAAUAAUACACUUGUAAAACAGCUGGAUCAGUUGAAUUCAUAUUAUGAAAGUUUAUUUAGAAAAUACGAUAGAAGUGAUUCUUUGAGUUUGAAACGUGUAUUUGAUAAAGAAGGUGAGGUUAGAAUUGAAGAAAAUAGUGGUAAUCCUAACCUAAAAAAUAAUAGUAGCAGUAGUAAUAGUAGUAGUGUUAACAGCAGUGCUGAUAUGUCUAUUAAUUCAGAAGUGAAUGUUGAUUCUAAUGUUAAGAAUGUGUUGAUUAAAACUGAAUCUACUUCUAAUACAAAUCCAUAUAAUAAAAAAGAUAUUAUUAGUGCUAUCACUGAUGGUAAUUCAAAUCAGAAAUUUCAAGAGUAUGAAGAUAAAAUAAUAGAUUUAAAGAAUAGGAUUGACUCUUUGCAAAUCAUAGUGAAGAAUUUAGAAUCUUCCAAUAAAAGUAAUUUUGAGAAAAUUUUUAAAUUAGAGAAUGAAUUAUUGGCUACUAAUGAUCGUAAUAAAGAACUUAUUACUACACAGGAUACAUAUUUGAAUAAAAUUGAAAGCUUGACUAAAGAAAAUAAUGAAUUAAAUAAAAUUAAUGAUUCAUAUUUAAAGAAAUAUCAAACGUUAGUUAAAGAAAGAGAAGUCUUUUCACAGAAGGUAGCCGAAUCUCUUCAAAACAAAUUGGACAAUUUAUUAAAAGUGAAUAAUAGUUUAGAAAAGGAUUUGGUAAGAAUUAGAACUACUAGAGAUGAUUUAUUAAGUAAAAUUGCCAUUCUGGAGUCACAAACUAAAAAGAGUGAACUUAUUGAAGAUAUUACUAAGGCCUUAAAAUUAUCGAAUGAGCAAUGGUCCAAAUUCACUAAUGAGAGUAAUAACAAUAAUAGAAGUAGUAUAAACAGUGGCGAUAGCGAUAACAAUACUAGUAAUUCAAGUGAACAACUUUUAAUUAAAGAAAUUAAAGAUAUGGAAAUAGCAUUCAAGAAAUUAACAGCAUUAAAUAAUAAAAAAUAUAUGACACUAUUAAAUCAUGAAUCAAUAAUAUCCAAAUUGACAAUUGAGAAGAGUAAAGCAGAUCAAAAAUAUUUUGCCUCAAUGAGAUCUAAAGAUUCGAUCUUAAUUGAAAACAAAAAUCUAUUAAAAACUGUAAAUAAAUCCAAUGAAUUUAUUGUUCAAUUGAAAGAUAAUGAGAAAAUACUACAGGAUAAGAUUAAAUCUUUGCAGGAGCAGAUAACAUUAUUGGAGAAUAAUGGGAAAUUUUUAAUGAACACAAAUAAAUUAGAAUCAAGGAAAUUUAACGAUUUAAACAAUGAUAUGACAAAAUUAAAGAAGAUAAAUGAAUAUUAUAAAGGUGAGAACUCCAAGUGUGUAAUUAAGUUAAAUGAGACAGUGAAGGAAAGAGAUCUUGCCAUAAAGGAUAAAGAAAUACUAGAAAUGCAGAAUAAGCAAAGCCAAGAGGUUAUUUCUAAAUUACAAGAAAGAUUGAAAUCAAAAGGUUUAAAUGUCUCAAAAAAUAUGAAUGAGGAUAAUGAUUCACUGACUGAAGAAUUAGAAAAUUUCAGGACUUUGGUAUAUUGUUCGUUAUGUUCUAAAAAUUGGAAAAGUAGUGCCAUCAGGACCUGUGGGCAUACUUUCUGUGAAGAUUGUGUUAAGGAAAGAUUGGCAGCCAGAAUGAGAAAGUGCCCCACAUGUAACCAUCCAUUUGCAGCUACUGAUCUGGUCACAAUUCAUUUAUGA